Ziziphus jujuba (common jujube) is the source of this 279-nucleotide messenger RNA. Lineage: Eukaryota; Viridiplantae; Streptophyta; Magnoliopsida; Rosales; Rhamnaceae. The record is from the annotation of a RefSeq genome assembly.
GUGACACGUUCACUAAAAAAAAAUCCUUUUGUAGCGAAUCAUUUAUUAAGAAAAAUAAAUACGCUUAACACAAAAGCAGAAAAAGAAAUAAUAGUCACUUGGUCCCGAGCGUCUACCAUUAUACCGACAAUGAUCGGGCAUACUAUUGCUAUCCAUAAUGGAAAGGAGCAUUUGCCAAUUUAUAUAACAGAUCGUAUGGUAGGACAUAAAUUGGGAGAAUUUUCACCUACUCUAAGUUUCCGAGGACAUGCAAAAAAUGAUAAUAGAUCUCGUCGUUAA